Molecule: messenger RNA, 5783 nt
Organism: Alosa sapidissima (American shad)
Lineage: Eukaryota; Metazoa; Chordata; Actinopteri; Clupeiformes; Clupeidae
Gene: atp1b2a
Product: ATPase Na+/K+ transporting subunit beta 2a
Exons: 7
Coding region: 351-1223 (290 amino acids)
Biological process (GO): intracellular sodium ion homeostasis; potassium ion import across plasma membrane; sodium ion export across plasma membrane
Cellular component (GO): sodium:potassium-exchanging ATPase complex
Molecular function (GO): ATPase activator activity
Source: RefSeq, a predicted model, not a curated record
CUUAAAAGCCUCAGCGCGUUUUACCGCAGUAUCACUGGACUACCCGCGCGCGCUGCGACACUCCGUCCGGUUUUAAGGGGGGGAGAAAAAAGCGUUUGCUCGCUCACUGAGCCACGCGCAUUUAAUUUUAUUUAAUAUUUAAAGAAAACAGGCAGACGGCACACUACCUUUCCAUAGCACAUUUUUAGGUUGCUGACAUUUUUCCUUUCUCUUGCCAUUCACCAGGGCCGGACGGAUUGCCUCAGGGCGCGCGGUGUUCCGUUAUACGGUGCUGUCUCACAUUUCAUCUCAGUCUGUUUCGUUAUUUCUCCAUCCGCCGCGGGUUGUAGCGAGUAGAUCGUACCUGCACCAUGUCUAAGGAAGACGAUAAGGGAAACACCGGAGGAUGGAAGGAGUUCUUCUGGAACCCGCGGACGCACGAAGUGAUGGGGAGGACAGCUAGCAGCUGGGGCUUGAUUCUGCUCUUCUACCUGGUGUUCUACACGUUCCUGGCAGGGAUGUUCGCCCUCACCAUGUACGUCAUGCUGCUCACUCUGAACGACUACCAGCCCACCUGGCAGGACCGUCUGGCCAUUCCAGGAAUGAUGAUCCGACCAAAAGGACAGGCACUGGAGAUUAUCUACAACAUUGACCAAACUGAGAGCUGGGACACAUAUGUCCAGAAACUGAAUAGCUUCUUGGGCCCAUACAACGACAGCCUGCAAGCCCUGAACAACGAUGUGUGCCCCCCAGACCAGUUCUACGUGCAGGAGGACAGUGGUGAGGUGCGCAACAACCCCAAGCGCUCCUGCCAAUUCAACCGUACCAUGCUCGGGGAAUGCUCUGGCUUGGGCGCCACCUCCGCCGAGCGCACCUUUGGCUACGAGAACGGCCAGCCCUGCGUCUUCAUCAAGCUCAACCGGGUUAUUGGAAUGCUGCCAGGGAAAAGCCAAUCUCCUUAUGUCACUUGUGGGGCUAAGAAAGAGGACAGUGACAGUAUUGGUGAGAUAGCAUACUUCCCCACCAAUGGCAGCUUCAAUCUCAUGUACUACCCUUACUAUGGAAGCAGGUCACAGGUGAAUUACUCUCAACCGCUGGUGGCUGUCAAAUUCCUGAAUAUCACCUAUAACAUGGAUGUGAAUGUGGAGUGCAAGAUCAAUUCAGACACCAUUACCGAGCUUAGUGAGAGGGACAAGUUCGCCGGACGUGUCUCUUUCAGGCUGAGAAUCAACAAGAACGACUAGAGCGCCAGUAUCUGCCAACCAAAUGCGCGUGCACACCACUAACACACACACAUACACACACACACACACACACACACACACAUACACCCACACACCAGCUCAAUACAAACAUAUGUGUAUUGCAUUCUUUUUACACACAUACACAAAAACACAUACAGGAUUUGAUGCAAACCCAUACAUAAAUUUACUUUGCAAUUCACACACACACACAAAUACACACAAGCAAAAACAUAAAUACGCACAUACACACACUCUGCACGCAUAAACGCUCGCACAGUCAAGCAAUGUUUUCUAUCUGUGUCCUCUCCUCAACUGUAGUGAUUGUGAAAUCCCCACACUUACUACUUCCUGUGCCAGAGGGCUCAGAGGAUUCUGGGAAAUGUUGUACAGACAAUCCCAGUUGUCAGUCCUUCCUUCCUCGAUUUAGACCUCUGUUCAUUCAACAAAGAGAGGGGGGGCAUGCUAUAGUGUGUGCGUAUGUGUUUAUGUGUGUGUCUCUGUGUGUGUGUGCGUGUGUGUGUGUGUGUGUGUGUGUGUGUGUGUGUGUGUGUGUGUGUGUGUGUGUGUGUCCAUAGAUGAACCUGUCAAAUUGUUUACUCCAUUGUUCACCCCACUAAGAGUUCCUGCCAGUCAUCCGAUUGCAACACACCCAAUCAGAAGCAGGGGGAGGGACCAGAAGGUGGUGGUGCAGGGAGGGGGUAGUUCUUGACAAAGGAGCAGGGAAUUAUGAGUCAAUUCAUUUAGCCAUAUAAAUCUACUUCACCAAUGAUGCUAAUGAUUACAAUGCUGUUGUUGAUGAUGAUGAUGAUGAUGAUGAUGAUGAUGAUGAGGAAGAUGAUGAUGAUAUCUUUGGCAGGGUCAGUGUUACUGGUUUUGGUCAAGCAGGUGUCUCUCUGUGUUUUAUUGAUGCGUCUAUCUAAUCCCUUUAAUCUGUAAUCCUAAUCUGGAGGCACUCUCCUCUCUCCAUCCCCCUUCCUUUCUGCUAUGCUGUCUCUUUCUCUCUGUUUUUCUUUUUUCCCUUCUUUUUUCUUCUCUGUUAGUUUCUUUUCCCCCUUCCUUUCCUAUUUUUGUUUUUCCGCUCUUUGCUCCAUUCUUGUUUGUAAUUUACCAAAGUGUUUUUUUUAUUUGAUUAAUACAGUCUCUCUCCAUUAUUUCCCCCUCUAUUCCUUCUUGUCUUUUGUUUUUUGUUCUUCUUUAUCUUUGCUUGAUUUGAUUUCUUGCUCAUGCUGUCUUUUCUCUUACCAAUUAUUCCCUCUCUACCUCUGUUGUUUGUUUGUUUUGUUUUGGGGCGUUGAUUAAGAAGGCUCCUGCUUCAUUCAUUGACCUAUUUAUUUAUUUUUACAUAUUUAUUUAUGACUUUAUUGCAUUGUUGUUUUUUAUUUGGAUUGUUUAUGAAAUUGAUUGCAUUUAUACAUAUUUAUUUGACCAUGUUCAUGCACUGCUAGUGGGCUAAAUUUAUGAUGACCUCUAAAGUUGUUUCAUAAUGAUAUCAUGGUAAAGUAAUGGUACACUUGAUACACUGAUAUAGCCCACGAACAUACAGUACCUUUAUUAUCUGUUUUAAUGCAUACACACAAACACAUUAACACACACACACACACACACACACACACACACACACACUCACACACACACAUACAAGUACAAACAUAUACAUACAUACAUACAUAGAUAAACUGAUAAACUCAUACAUUUUUCAAGCAUGCAGUACUCCAAAGUCUGGAGUGUGUAUUCAGUAAUUGUUAUCAUGGUUGCACUAUAUCGAUUCUAAAUGGCUAAAACUCGAUUUAGCUCUUAAUUCAUAAACAACCAAUCAAGUUCCACGUUGAAAUGCCUGGACCAGUCACAUUAGUCAUAUUCUAUUGGGCCACAUAAUGAUCACUUUAUGAGAAAUGUUAGACAAUUUCUUUUUUUUCUUUUCAUUCCUCUAUGAAAUCAUAUCUUCUCUUUUUUGUCCUCAAAGCAAUAUAUCUUGAUUGUGUGUUGCGUGGCUAACUGUACAUAUUAAUGAGGGUGGGGGGGGAUGCAUUCCUCUCUUUCUUAGAGAGAAAGAGGAGGGAAAAGAGUAUAGAACAGAGGGAGAGGGGGUUAGGAUGUAUGUAAAAUAUCAAACCAUAUGAUUUGCCAAUGCUGAUCUUAAAAGUGUGUAGAUGACUGAUGAAGGUAGUCUCUAAAAAUAGCAUCCUGGUGUUUUUUAUUCACGUCUUUCUUUCAAGUUAUUUAGAUUUACUGUUCCAUUGUAUAGAGAACGUUCAGUAGCACAGCACUGAACAAGACUGGGUUUUAGAGCCUAGUACUGGGGAGGAAAAAGUAUUUUCUUUUCUAUUUCAGUUCUUGUUAGCCUGGCACUCAAUAAACUGAUAUUUGUUAGCAUAUGGCUAAUAUGCAUGGGGCUAGUUAACAUGGCGCUAGUAAGAAACCGCAUCGAUUUCAACAGAGGCAGAUAAGCAUAACACGUUUUACAAUUUAGUGCUUGUAAGCACAGUACUAGCUCACUUGGUGCUGGUCAGUUUAUUUGUUGUCACCAUAAGGAUAGUGAUGCUGCUAUGAGCGUCUUUGGGGCUUGACUGUGGCACAAGACCACUUUCCUUUUUCUCUCAGUAUUCCCUCGUCUCAUCGCCUGUUCUGUGUGUCGUAUUGUUUAUGUUUUUUUUUGGGGGGGGGGGGCACCAUAGUUAUACUUUGAGCAUAAUUUGAAAGUGUGAGUGAGUAUGUAUGUGUGUGUAUGUGCUCACAUUAAAAAGAGAGCGUCUAGAUAAAUAUUUAAAUACAUAUGAAAAAACACAUUACUACAGACAUCGCCUUGACAUAAAAAAUCUCUUCAUAUCAACUCUGGUCUGUUCAUGGGAAAAAUAUGUUUACAUGGUGCAGCACUAAUUGAAUCAACACCAUUUCUUUGUAGACUCUUACCUUGUGCAGAGUGGCACUCCAUACCAUGGCAGUUUUAUGCUCCCAUUCAGGCCUGUCAAACACUUCCCCAUGCAAUCAGUAGGAGGGAGAGAGUACAGGCCACUGCAGAGUCACCACAAAAUUUAUAGAGCAAAAAGUUGACCAAACAUGGAUUGGAGUGCCCUCUGUGUAUGGGACACUGGGUCUCCACAAACAACUUCACACAUAUCCAUAGAACACCUCAUUGAUACUGUCCCUUGUAGUGCUAUCCUGUUCCCAGUGCAUGAGGACUGGAAAAGGGACAGUCUUUUAUUUCUGCCUGUUGCAACUGCCAUACAUUUCAUAUGGGAAAUACUAGUGGCACCGUUGUAGUUAAAUGAGUCUUUGAUACAAUGGGCAAAACACCUGUGCCACUGCUGUGGAGUGAGGAGACAUAGCACUACUAACACUGCUUAGGAGUAGUCAGUGGUCACUCAUGUUUGAGUCGUUUCUAAGAGAGAUAGGUAAGGGGCAUCCAGGGGUGAGUCUUUGGUGAGUUAUUCACCUCACUGACUACACCCACUCUCUUGGGUCAGUGCCAUGGACUCAGACGACUAGUUCAUCUCCAUCCAGUACACUCCCCAUCUGGUCAAACGUGGCCAUGUCUGGGCAGUGGGCACCCAGUUGUGCACCUCAAGCUGUGCUUACAUCUGCAUGACGACUAAUAGCAUUAGUAAAGUAAACCAAGGUCUCAGCAAUUCUAUGGUGGCCAGCAAAUAGAGAACGAUGACUAGUGCCAAGGUAUCGUGUUUAACCUGCCCAAGAUGGCCGGUCUCAUGCACUGGGUUGGCUGUAUAGCUGCAACAUCUCUCAUCCUCAUUCCACGAGCCCCUGUGUAGCUUUGUCCUGUCCCAUUAUGAUGUCAUUAUUGUGUGACGGCUUCUAUCUCUAGUCUUUCUGUCUAGACGUCGUCUGUGUACCACAGUCUGGUACCGCUGAGUCAGAAGCAUGUGCCUUCAUCGUCUCUUUAAUAUUCUGCCCGUUAGAAACAAACACACACACACCAACCACCACCACAACAAGCGUUGAUGUCAUUCACAAACGCAUUAUUCAAGCUGAACUUGUGCACGUACAACACACGCACUCUCUCAUACACACACACAAAUGGACACAUUCCAUCAGUCGUGAUCCAGCUGAACUCGUUCCAUUGUGUUCCCUGUCAGUCGUACUGUCAGUCACACUGGUUCUCUCCACCACCCCCAACACCUCGCUUGCCCCAGUCAGACCCCCGCUGUAUAAUGUGUCCAAUCAUUGCACUGCCCACUGCUCAGCACUGACUAACUGCACUCUGUUGACCGGUCGAUGAAUUCUCCCUCAAACACACACACCACUCAUGCGUGACGCUGACUGUCUGUGGCCAUUCCUCUCACCUGUGCUCCAGGCUCCUCUGUGCGAAAGUGAUUUCUUCUGCUCUCAUCUCUCUCCAUUUGGGUUUACUGUUCAAUCAAACACUGCUCAUGACAUAAUAGAUGUAAUUAAAGAAUUAAUUGAAUAUACCGUUAUUUACAGUAUAUAUUGCCUGACUAAUAAAAAAAAUACAAUUGUGGAAACCUAUAUUCAAAAAAACAAGAAUAUCGUUGUAAAUGAAAAAUGGGAAGUAAGAAAUAAUAAAACAUUUUUUUGUGUUUAAAA